CCUUUUGUAUUUCUCUCUCUAAAACCUCGUCCCUGUCAGUCUGAUCAGUCCCCCUCCACUCUCUCUCUCUCUCUCGCUCUCUAAACCUCACAGAGCUCUCUCUCUAACUUCGAGGAGAGUUCGAAACCCUAGGGAGUCAGAGUCGAAAAUCUCAAAUCAUUCGCAGCUUUGUUCUACAUCUCUUUCACUGCGAAUCUCGUGCUUUCUGCGGUGCUUUCUGGUAACGUUUCUCGACCUUGGCUGUUUCAAAAUCACUGUUUGGUUCUCGGGAAAGCUGCAUUUGCUUAUUUUCUCGCUCACUUUCUGUUGAGUAUCAGAGAAUCUUGAUAUAUUCUUAAUGUUCACUCUCUUUUGUCCAAUUUCCUGUAUACUGCAUUUCCUUAACUUUAAUCACUCUGUUUUGGUUCUUUGGUUAGCUUUCUCUAAUGAUUCAUUUUAAGUGUUUAUUUGUGAAUGUAUGUUUUGGUUCUCAACCAUUUGGUGUUUGAAGAAGUACUUAUGUUGUUUCUAAAUUGUGUUUUCAAGUCUUGCGAAACAAUUAUUGUAAUUUGAUUUAUCUUAUUGGAAAUUGGACCUUUUUUUGUUCUUGUUCUAAUUCUCUUUCGAUUUUUAUUUUGUGGGUUUCCUUGUGAACGCUCUUUCAAUGUUCUAAUUUAAGCUUGUGUUCGGAUGAUCAUUGGAAAUCCAAUUGGUUCAUUGCGUUUCAUGUACUUUUGAGAACAAAUCCUUUCUCACAAGAGUGGUCAUUUGAGAAAUGUUAUGCAAUGAUUGAAAAGAUUAUGAGACGGCAACAUCUUAUGUAAUCUUACAUCGGUUGUUCUCCAUGUUCUUCAAUGGCCCCAUUCUGGAUAAUGAUUUCUUAGCUUCAAGCCCUCUAUGGGCAGUUCCAAUAAAUUUCAUUCUUCAACAAAAUUCCAAUUUUUUAUUUAUUACUUCUAUUCCAUGACUGGAACAGGGGAUAUACACAUCACACCACGAUUUUGAAUCAAAAGAGAGAUCUCAAGAAAUGGUAACAUGUAAGGUCCCACAAGGCCCAGAUGUGUUCCUAACCCUGUAAUUGUUCUUUUACUUUUAGAUUAUUUUCAAUUUUUUCCUAUUCUCUUUGAGCAAAAUUUGCAUAAUCUUCCAGUAAGGUUUACACUUUGUGGGUCACCUUUUUCUACUGUUGAUAAGUAGAUGACAAUAUAAAAGAAAAAUCUUGGCUGACAUUUAAGACCUGACAGGUUUGUACAAACUUCAUCUUUUGUGCAUUAAGAACCACCAAUCCAUAUCCAGUUCUUUCACCAGAUACUUCUAAGGGUAAAUUUUUCCAGGUUAUGGAUUGGGCUGUUUGGGAUGGAACACAUGGUCAAGUUGCACGAUAAAGCAGUUAUAUGGGACGUGAAUGGCAGUGUGACUUUUACUUUGGUUGUGGGUUUGAUGUGAUAGAAGAAAAUGCUUUGAAUGAGAAAUCUUGUAUCCAAGUGCUAAGGAUAUUGAUAACAAAAGCAAAUAAUGAAAUUCUUGAACUUGAAGAAGAUCUAGUCACCCUUCAAAGCCAACUAGCCUGGGCUGAUGAAUCAUGGUCUGAAAUAUGCUCUGCUUCUUUGAGAGAGAAAAUCGACUGUCUCGAUAUUUCAAUACAGAGCUUGAAGAACACAAAUGUACAAGAUGAGCAUGAUUUUGGGGGUUGUUUACUAUUGCACAGAGAACCGGCUGAGAGAAUGCAUGAAAUAGUAAAGGCUAUGCUCGAGAAAUACUUUCACCAGAAAGAUGAGCAGUCCGUUGAUGUAAUUGUCAAAGAAUCAAGCUCAGCUGGUUUGCAACAUGGAAGUGACCUUAUGGUGCAAAAGAAAAGGUUGGGCUGCUCUGCUUCAGAGCCUAUCAUAAAGGAGGAAGUCGAAGAGGCCAAUAUUAUUCUCGCACAAAGACGUGUGAUCUUCCAUUCAUCUUUGAAGUCUCAGGGAAAAAAAACAUGUUUUCCAGAAACUCUUAAGCACGCAAAUUCUUUCAUCAAAACUUCUAGCCUAGCAACUGCAGCUGGCCUCACCAAUGGGAAGAAAAUAUUGAACAAACUGGAUUCAGUAAGCAAUACAAAAUUGGAAGUGAGUAAAUAUGAUAUGACUGUGGCAGACUACUGCAUGACCCAGAAGUCAUCUCCAAAGACUCCAGUGAAGAGAAGAAAUCAAGAACCACCUGUCAACAGCAUUGUUCCAGAAGAAGAUUUAUCUUUGAAACCUAAAAAGAAGGAUGUAGCAGAGAAGGGCAAGCCCAAGUGCACCAUUGCCAAAGAUUCCAGCUCAGAUCAAGAAACUGAUGACUCUAGUCAAAAGAAAGGGUUGAGCAAGUCUGGUUUGAUGAUUAAUGGAAAGAAUGGACUCAAAACACACAAUUCUGCUUCAAAGGAAAGAAGUGAAGUCCUGAAUUCAUCAUUGAAGCCUGCACGGAAACCAAGAACAGCUAAGCUACAUCCUGCUAAUGCUUCCGGUUCAGAUGCAUCAAAACGUGUAAUUGAUCCCAAAGGGAAGAACAAGUUGUGCAGGAUUGAUUCAAAAGUUCAUGGGCAUAAAGAAAUCAAAGAACACAAUUCUACGGACCAAACCGUAAUCUCAAAAUCAUGUUUGCAACAUGGAGGAAAGCAAUCAAAUAUUUCAGAAACAGUUGAGCUUGCAGAUCAUAUUGUAGAGUUCAGAUCUAGUGCUUUACAAGAAGUAUCUGAAGAGUCUGAAGUGAACCCAGCACUAAGCAAAGCCCCGGAUUCUCCUCUGACCAACAUGAUCGACCCUCUUCUCUCGUCGUUUAAGACAGAAAAGAAAAGAACAAAGACUCCAUGGCGAAUGAAAGGUCCAGAAGCUGGUCUGACUGAUACCGAGCAGAAUGCAGCAGACUCACUUAUUGAGUUGAUGUAUCAGAAAAGAAAACAUAUAACCAAGCAACAUCCAAGGGAAGAACAAAAGCAAAAAGCUAAAUUACCUGUUAAUGACAAUGAGUCCAAUUCAAGCUUGCAUCCAAAGCCACAAAAGCAGAGGGCAAAAAGAGAGCAGCAGCAGAAAGCUACGCCAGACUCGCAUGCAGAUAUCAAUGUAGAUUCAACUUUGCUGUCUCAAAAGAAAAGGAAUUGUCAAAGCUCGCCAGUCCUUGGGGAGACUAAAAAGUUCAAGGGCCUUCAAAUUACUCCAGCACAAUUUCGUGCUGAUACAGCUGAAUAUACAGCUGAAUAUACAAGUGUGGAAGACGACCUUUGCACCGCUAAGUGCUCAUCCACUGGUGAUAAUAAUUACAAGACUCGAAAAUGUCUUCCUUCUCCUACACUCCCUCAUCCGGCACCAAGUGGAUUGGAAAAGCAUUUGACAUUAGUUGAUCUAAGAGCCAUUGCAAAGAUAGAAAAGGUGAAAGGAUAUUGCAAGCUCACAAAAGCCAAGCUCCGUGAAGUACUCAGUCUGAAGCUAAUGGAUAGAGGUGGUUGUACAUAAUAGCAAUCCAUCAAGUCCUCUUGUUACUCAUCAGGUAAUUUCUAGUGAUCUUUUUACUUUAGGGACCAUUUUUGGAUGUGGCAUACAGGAAAAGAGGAGAAAAGGAGCCAUCUUGGCAUAGCGUAAAGCUUUAGGUUUCUAAUAUCUCAGUGUUUACAAUCAUUUCUCAACAUGACUGCCCCUUUUUUGUAAUGACCCAUGUACAGAAAAGAAAAUGUCAGGAGAGUUUCAAACUUAGCUUUUUUUUGUACACAAACAUGUGGUAGGUUUUUUCAUUACAAGUAAAUGAUGGGAUCUGGUGGAAAUUAAUGAAAGUAAGGCUUUUUAUGGA
Molecule: messenger RNA, 3783 nt
Organism: Camellia sinensis
Lineage: Eukaryota; Viridiplantae; Streptophyta; Magnoliopsida; Ericales; Theaceae
Source: RefSeq, a predicted model, not a curated record